This is a messenger RNA of Gongylonema pulchrum, 111 nucleotides long. The record is from the annotation of a GenBank genome assembly. NCBI's taxonomy places the organism in Eukaryota, Metazoa, Nematoda, Chromadorea, Rhabditida, Gongylonematidae.
AUGGAGCCUGUGGGAUUUGCACAUUUACGUGCUGGAGAAGCUCCCGCUGAUGUUAUUCCAGCACGAUCGAACAAGAAGUACAAAAAAGCAGAUUUGGAUGUAUCCAAGUAA